This is a messenger RNA of Microdochium trichocladiopsis, 2085 nucleotides long. Its product is annotated as Bromodomain-containing protein. The record is from RefSeq and is a predicted model, not a curated record. Gene Ontology annotation, cellular component: RSC-type complex. Bases 1 to 2085 code for a protein of 694 amino acids. Gene Ontology annotation, molecular function: protein binding. Gene Ontology annotation, biological process: chromatin remodeling. The transcript has 6 exons. Lineage: Eukaryota; Fungi; Ascomycota; Sordariomycetes; Xylariales; Microdochiaceae.
AUGGACAACAAGCGCAAAGCGAGCGGCGUCAACGGUCACGAGCCCGCCGCGGACACCCCAGAUCGUGCCUCGAAACGAAGGAGGCUGCAAGAGGAAUUUGGCGACUUGUCGCAGGGCGAAACCCCCGAAUCGACCACGGCGUACGGUCUUAACAUCCUCGAAACCAUCCGAGCCACCACAGACAAGAAUGGCCGAGCAGUGGCUCCCUUCUUCGAGGUAUUGCCUCCACCGGAGACCAACCCAGACUACUAUCGCAAGAUCCGACUCCCGCUGUCACUGGACAUCAUCGAGCAGAAGCUGCUGAACCACCAAUACUCCAAGCUGUCCGCUCUCGAGGGCGACUUCAAACGGCUCGUGUCGAAUGCCAAGGAGACCAAUGCGCGCCAGUCAGAGAUAUUCGGUGACGCGGAACGAGUGAGAAAGGCAGUUAGCAACUUGAUGGUCAAGUACAAUCCUGCAUACAAGCUCGGCAACUACCAAGCAACAGCUACGCCACUGCCCUCCGAAGGUGGCCGCGAUGCGCAUGGCGAUAUUAAUGAGAUGGCUGCGACUCCAGUACCCAACCGGGUACGGAUAAAAUCUCGCACUCAGCCACAGCCCAGACAGGUCGAGCCAGAAGCCGACGAUGAGGAUGCCGAGGGCGAAGACGACGAUGACGAGGAGGAAGAUGCGGGCGGCCGCUCAGCAAGGAGGAAGUCUUCCAGUCGCACCUUGAAGAUCACUACAUCAAGCGCUCAGAAGCAAAUUACUCGGAACCCAGCGGCAGUUAAGCACGACACUCUCUAUGAAAAUGUGGAUUAUAAGGGCCUCAGCUUCCAGCAAGCCCAAGAGAAAGUCGUUGAGGAGAUGAUUAGGAAAAAGGACGAAGGCGGAGACUAUCAGCUUUUCGAAGUCUUCAUGUUCCUCCCUGCACGGAGCCUGAAAGACUACUAUGAAGUCAUUGCGGAGCCCAUGUCGGUCAAGAAGUUCCAGAAGCAGGUCCGGGGCUUGCACGGCAGAGGCGAUCCAACGUGGGUGAGCGACUUCAAGACAUGGACGGCAUUUGAGGAUCAGGCAAGCCUCAUCUGGAAGAACGCAUACCACUAUAACGAGGACGGCAGUGACAUUUUCACGCUGGCACAAGAGUUUGAGGAAUUCUUUUAUGAUCAACUAAAGCAGGCGAAACUGCAUGCGCCAGAGCCUCCGGCGCAGCCCAAGAUCAAGCUGAAGGUGUCGCAGAAUGUCGAGACCCCGACACAUCCCAAGAAGAUUACUAUCCAUGUUGGCGGCAAGUCCAGCGCUGGGGCGUCGCCAGCACCUGGAGCAACCUUGUCAAGCGAGGCUGGACUUGUCCGUAGCGGCACGCCCCUGGGCCAAACGCCUUAUGUGCCGUCGGGUCCCGGUUCCUUCAACGGAGGUCCGCUCGAACGCACGAGGAGUGCUGCAAAUAUCACGGGCUCGCCAAGCCCGAGCCUGAGAACAGCGCUCAAGGCCGAGACGCAUGGGCAUCAGUCACCCGGAGUGGCGCAGAACACGACUCUGCACACUUUUGCGCCACACCCGAGCGUGCUGCGACACGACUCGAACGGCAAUCUGCCCAUGGGCUCAGCGUCAGCGCAAGCUGCCCCACCGAGGCGCACGGCGACUGAUAUCCUAGAGUCGCAGAAGUACAGACUGCGGCCGAUCAGCGACUCUGCAGCACUGAUGAGCAAGCUUGUCAUCAACUCUCACCCCGGCCUGCCCGUGGACAACAAUCUCCACGUGAGCUUCCCAGCCAGUGCGACAGAGUUUCAGCAGGACAUUACGGUCAACGCGCCGCCCACGCAUUUCCGGCUGCAGCUGCGACCACACAUUGCCUCGUUCCUGGAAGCGGAGCAGCGGGAGUGGAAGCUCCACGUCAUGCAUGACCAGCAGCGCCUGUACCCUAGUGCUCCGUAUGAGAAGCGGAACGAGCCCGUGUUUGACGCCACGAUGCGCUACGGGGCCAACCGCAUUGAGGUCUCGCUUGUAGCGGCGCUGCCUCAGGGCGAGACAGGACCCAACGGGCUUAACAUGGAACUGGAAAAGUUUACGAUCAAUUAUAAUCUUCAGCGAGCAGUGUUGUAG